This is a messenger RNA of Cyclocybe aegerita, 579 nucleotides long. The record is from the annotation of a GenBank genome assembly. Lineage: Eukaryota; Fungi; Basidiomycota; Agaricomycetes; Agaricales; Hemipholiotaceae.
AUGCCUGACCCAGUCCCCGUGCGCGCCAACGGCGAAGUCCUCGACAUCUCGCACAUCAAAGGCAAUGCCUCCCCUCUCGUCAAGCAAACACUCGGCGACCUGAGCGCUGUGUUCAUGUCCGAGCGCCCUAAAGGCGCCACCCCCAUGUUCGGCGAGGCUAUACAGAAGCGCCUCAAGGUGACGGAGAUCUCGAUUACCCCUAAGCCGGAGGACGAGAAGAAGAAGGAAGCGAAGCUUGUUGUGGAGGUGGAUGUGAAGGAAGAUAUGCUGAAUGGUGGCGGGAGCAUCCACGGAGGGUGCUCGGCAUUCCUCGUCGACUUAUGCUCCGCUAUUGCCUUAAGUGCUCUGAGCCUGGAGACGAAAGGCGAGCUCUACCCCUGCAUAUCCCAGUCUAUCAACAUGAUAUACCACUCUCCUGCUGGACUUGGUGACAAACUCCGGCUAUUCAACACAACUCUCACUCUCGGAGCGCGCGUUCACUCUGCGCGAACUGAGAUCUGGAACGUAACCCACCACCGACUCGUCGUCUCCGGCACGCACAUCAUCAUGGUGCCGUCACCUCCGAAGGCGAAGCUCUAA